This is a messenger RNA of Cicer arietinum (chickpea), 1717 nucleotides long. RefSeq names its product protein IQ-domain 26-like. NCBI's taxonomy places the organism in Eukaryota, Viridiplantae, Streptophyta, Magnoliopsida, Fabales, Fabaceae. Gene Ontology annotation, molecular function: protein binding. The record is from RefSeq and is a predicted model, not a curated record.
AGUAACCCGAGGAGUCAAAGCCAUUGGAAAUUGCUCUGUCCAUCCAAAAAGAAUUCCAAUGAUCGCAAACCCCAUUUAGAAAGGUCGUUUUCAUCAAGUGUUGUUUCAGAUUCAUAUCAGAACUGAAUUAACUUUACCACAGAAACUGUCAUUGUCAGCAACAAUUUUUUUCUGGAAUCACUGUUCAAAGAUACUGAAAUCUUAAGUUUUUUCUCAAACCCCUUUUGAUAUUUUACUCAAAGGGUGAUUACUUCAAGUUUUACAGAGUAAUUCAGCAUUGAAAGGUUUCAACUUUGAACCAGAAAAGUUAUACAGAAAGAGAAACAAAAAAAGCAACAAAAAGAUUGUGAAACAAAAAAAAAUUGAAAAUUAUGGGCAAGGCUACUAGGUGGUUGAAAGGGUUGUUUGGAAUGAAGAAAGAGAAGGAACACAGUAUCAAAUCAGGAUCAUUGGUUCCAGAGAAGAAACAAUCAGUGAAGGAUGAUCACAUUGAUCAGAAUCAUCAUCACAUUACUCAAACCAGUGAUCAACCCUUUGAUGAUGAUUGGUACAAAUCCUAUGUUGCUGAAAAACAGGAUGAGUACAACAAACAUGCAAUUUUUGUGAGGUCCUUAAGUCAUGGCAGAGGCACAUUGUUAUGUAGAAGCAUGGAGUGGUGGGCUGCUGUAAAGAUUCAAUCUUUUUUCAGAGGAUAUUUGGCAAGAAAGGCUCAUAGAGCACUAAAAGGACUAGUUAAAAUACAAGCUCUUGUUAGAGGCUUCCUAGUUAGAAAAAGGGUUGCUGCAACACUUCACAGUAUGCAAGCUCUAAUGAGAGCUCAAGCCGUUAUCCGGUUGCAACGAGCCCGUAAUUCCAUUGACAACAAGGAGAACAUAUCUCAAUAUGAAAUCCGUCAAAGAAAACAUGCGCAAAUGUUUGAUGAAACUAGAAAUGAACAACACAAAAAAUGGCUUAACAAUUCCUCUAGUAGAUUUGUUCAGAACCAGAAAAUUGUUCUGAUUGAUCCUCACAGGUCUCAUUCAAGAUUUCGAUGCGAUGGUGCUACAAUGUCUGACUGUGGAGAUAAUCUGCAUCACUUCUAUGAAGCAAAUGCAUCCUCUCUUCCUUAUCAAAUUCCCAGUCGAAUAUCGGUUCAUGAAUGUCAACAUUCUCAAGAUUCUGAAUGGUGUUUCCAUAAUAAUGUUAAUGACCGCAAACUCUAUACUGCUCAUAGCACUCCUCGGUUAUCGAAUUCUUCGCAAGCGAAUACUCCAGUGAAGAAUGUUUCCGGAGAUGCAUUGUUCUCGCCUUACUCCAAUUUUCCUAACUACAUGGCUAAUACUCAUGCAUCUAAGGCAAGAGUAAGAUCUCUUAGUGCACCAAAGCAAAGACCUGAGAUUAAGAAAAGGGUUCCACUUGAUGAAAUAAUGGCUGCAAGAAAUAGCAUAAGUUGUGUUAGAAGGCAUUGCUAAUAAUCCAAUUCACAAACUCAAGAAUUUUGUUUCGUCUUUUCUUUGCUUACAACUUGUAGAUAAUGGAAUAUCUAUUUGCAUAGGCAUAAGAGUUCAUUUUACAUCGUGUGUUUAUUUUUUUCUUCUUAGUUCUUACAAAGAAUUUGGUUUGUUUGGUUAUUUUAUUAUGGUAUAGAUAUGGAAACUUAUUCGUGGAUGGUUUGUGGUUGUUUAGAAUUCAAACAAUUUCACAAUGAUCGCAGUGAAAAUGAAAGAGAUUUUAAUAA